UACAUAUAUAUAUAUAUUUAUUAUACCGGUAGAAGGCCAAUCUCUAAAGCUUACAAAAAGCGUGAAACGAUUACAUGAAUCGAAAGAGGGAUGAGAUAGACUGGGAAUUCACACAUUUCAGAGAAAUUAUAGCCACAAAUUUUUUUUUUUUAUAAAGGGGGGGGGGGGGUUAGUAAUAUCUAUACUUCAGGUGCCUUUGAAUUUUAUAACCUCCAGGCCAGGGGUGGUCAACGGCACCAAAUGUAACCAGAAAGGAGAAAAUGCAAUGAACUAGACCAGGAUUUGAACCCGGGAGUACUGAGCUAACUGCCAUCAAAUAUGGUUGACCGCUACAAUGUACAUUCCUCCCUUCUUAAAUGCCCUCGCACUCGAAAACAUCAACCCAAGAUCUUAAUCCGUUGGCAGGCAUUUUCGUGAACAUGUCAGUUCCAGGGGUAGCCUUAGUACAUAAGUCCUCGAGCUCGCGCUUCAUACUUCACCGCAUAUUGAGGCCUUCGUAACGUAGUGCAGUAGGCUGUGACGUCAUAGCUAUUCCAGGGGCUGGUCACGGCACCAGAUGUAACAGGAAGGGAGAAAAUGCAACAGACCAGACCGGGAUUUGAACCCAAGCCCCCUGAAUUCUCUAGUCAGGUGCUCCAUCAACUGAGCUAUCUGGCCGCCGGCGAUCGAACCCGGCUGACUGCCACACCUAUAUAUAGGGAGAGCUCCGCUAUUCGGUCAGUGGUCUUCACCUCUAGGGCUUCACCAUCUAUAACUAAUAGUAAACUAUAUUGUCUAUAUGAGCUUACAAUUUCAAGUUGUCAUGCGAAGAAACUCUUGACAGCCUUGCAGAUAAAAUAUCUUCCGUCAGUUCCGAGCAAAACCUCCCACAUUCGAUGUUAGCCAAUUUAAACUUGAGUUGAUGUAAUCUCGGCUGAGAUUCGGCUUGGCUGAAUCUCAACCGAGAUUAGAGUUGAUGUUGUCUUUUUCCUAACUACUUUUCCCAUUUUGUUUUGUUUUGCCCACUGCGAGAUGAUAAGUACUUUCUAUCACUGGCAACAUUAAAUUGAUAAUUCAAUUUUUAAAAAAAAUGUCUUUCUGUCAACAACCUACAUGAAUGUAUGAAUACUUUGUUGACAGAAAGAAUUUUAUUAUUAUUAUUAUUAUGAUAUAGACUUAAAACGUCAAUUACCUCUGCUAUACCCAUACAUAGAGACAAGCAGUGUGAAUCAAGUCAAGUAGGCCUAGUAGAGCCUGCUGCAUAUUUACAAAAGCUAAUAUAUAUCUAUAUAGGCUCUUUGAAAUCGACUCAAACAUAUUUAUACAACAUUAUACAUAAUAUUAAUCAAUACACAUGAAUAAUGCUUGCACAUCGGAAGGUCUCGGGAACCAGGCUAGAUGGUUAAGAGGAUUUGACAGCUGUCUGUACACGUCCGGAUAAGUUGGGAAUUUUUAAUCUAGUCAUGAAUAUAAAUAGACCAAUACUUUUUGCUUCGCCCCCAAACACGGUCACACCGUAAGACGUAUUAGUUAGUGAAUAAUGCUAGAACAUUCGCUUUUUUUUUUAUAUUCACGAAAAUUUAAAUUGUGAAAUGGAUUGACUGGAUAUAUAGCUAGUCUCCCCCAUAACUCUGGGUAGAGAUUGAGAAAAAUUUCAUGUUGUCAAGCACGCCUUGGUCAGAUCAGCCUCAUUUUCGGACCUAGUCUUGAUCAUCCAGACGUUUGUGGUAAACAACGUAGUGUGAGGGAGACAAGGACAUGUAAUUGAAAAGUAAUUGCAAUUACACACAUUUUAAUUAACAUGUAUUUGAAUGCAUUCAUUUACUUGUAAUUGAAAAAUAAACUCAAUUACAAAUACAUUGAUAAAAUAAAAGACAAAUACAUUGGGAUAAAAAAAGAGACUGUAAUUCGCGCAUCAUCAUUACAGAUAAUUGCAAUUACGAAUUUCAAUUCAAUUGCACCAUCUCUCAACACAAAUGGGGCAGGCAGCUUCCAUUACUGCUGAAGCAAGACCUGAUGGCAUAUCUCAACAAGGAAUUUCUAUAAUUGAGGAGGAGGAGGAGAAUGAUGAUUCCCUUGACGAGACACAAGGAUAUGGUCUGUCAAACAUCAUACAAAUGGGACAAGCAGUGUCUGCCAAAACUUCCUUUGAUGCUGAAGCAAGACCUAAUCCCAAAUCUCAAAAAAGAAUUUCUAAGAAGAUUAAGGAGGAGGAAGACAAACCCGUUGUGAUGCAACAGACUGUGCAGCUACCAGAAUAUGCUUUGUCAGACAUCAUACAAAUGGGACAGGCAGUGUCAUCCAAAACUUCCUUUGAUGCUGAAGCAAGAUCUAAUGACAAAUCUCAACUAAAAAUUUCUAAGAAGAUUAAGGAGGAGGAAGACGAACCCGUUGUGAUGCAGCAGAUUGUGCAGCUACCAGAAUAUGCUUUGUCAGACAUGAUACAACAGGGACAGGCAGUGUCAUCCAAAACUUCCUUUGAUGCUGAAGCAAGAUCUAAUGACAAAUCUCAACUAAAAAUUUCUACAAAGGAGAAGAAAGAUGAUCCCCAUCAGACAAAGCAGGUUGUCGAACUACGAAGGCAAGGUCCUUCUGACAUCAUACGAAUGGGACAAGCAGUGUCUGCCAAAACUUCCUUUGAUGCUGAAGCAAGACGUAAUGACAAAUCUCAACUAAGAAUUUCUAAGAAGAUUAAGGAGGAGAAUGACGAACCCGUUGUAAUGCAGCAGGCUGUGCAGCUACCAGAAUAUGCUUUGUCAGAUAUCAUACAACAGGGACAAGCAGUGUCAUCCAAAACUUCCUUUGAUGCUGAAGCAAGAUCUAGUGACAAAUCUCAACUAAAAAUUUCUAAGACAAAGGAGAAGAAAGAUGAUCCCCAUCAGACAAAGCAGGUUGUCGAGCUAAGAAGGCAAGGUCCUUCUGACAUCAUACGAAUGGGACAAGCAGUGUCUGCCAAAACUUCCUUUGAUGCUGAAGCAAGACGUAAUGACAAAUCUCAACCAAGAAUUUCUAAGACGAAAGAGAAGAACGAUUAUUCCCAUCAGACGAAGCAGGUUGUAGAGAUACCAAAGCAGGGUCCUUCAAACACCAGACAAAUGGGACGGGCAAAGUCUGCCAAAACUGCCAUUACUCCUGAAGCAAGAUUUAAUGGCAUAUCGCAACGAGGAAUUUCUAAGACGAAGGAGAAGAGCGAUUCUCCCCAGCAAACGAAGCAGGUUGUAGAGCUACCAAGGCAAGGACCUUCAAACAUCAUACGAGUGGGACGGGCGGUGUCCGCCAAAACCUCCAUUACUGCUAAAGGAAGGUCUGAUGGCAUAUCUCAACGAGAAAUUCCCCAACUAGCACACGGGAUAAAUGCCAACGCAGGGGUGUGCAUUUAAAAAAAAAACCAUAGCUACAAGCCCAGGCUUUCUACACGGACUCAUGUUCAAGAAAGUUUAAAGUGUCACAGGACCUUUGGGUUUGACAAUAUCUGGAUACUUUUUACAGUACUUACAAUGCAUUAGACAUUUCCCUUUAUCAAAGCACAGGAGUUCGAAAUUUUAUCAAUAUAGUUAGUGAAAUUCACUCGACUGACCAAGCCAUGAGCGAUGUGAGAAAGGAAGGAAAGGCCGUUUUCGAGAAAUCAACUACAUUGUAUAUGGCUUUGACUCGCCGCGCAAUUGAUACAAUUCCUCAGCAUUACUACUUUCUUGAUUCCGUGUAAACAAUCACUAACCGGCAAGCCAUUGCGUGGCGUCACCUUCACUACCGACCUGACAUCCAUGUAUUUCCGGAAUGGACUGGGAAGGAAAUGGAAGAGGCUUUUUGAAGAGCAGUACCUGGGCACAGUUUUCUAUUGAUUGGACAAUGUGGCACCGGAAAAAAUUUACUGAGGUAAUACUGUACAUGCACAAAGAUGGUUCAGUAAAGGUAACUCUGAGCAAUUAUGUAAACUUGUGUACUGAAUCUGGAUUUGAUAUUUUCCGCGAAAAUUUUUGUACACUUCUAGUGGUGCAUGGAAUGAUUUCAAUGUCGGACACUUACAAUUAGCCCCCUUCCGGCAAAGCCGGAGAGAACUUUAGGUUUGCACUCUACUUAUCCGUCCGUCAGCCUUUCCACACUUUUUUCUCCUUCUGGUCCAUUGAUUGGUUUGCUGAGUUAUGGUCCUUGAACAUAGAAAAUUAACUCAAAUAUUCAAUUUUCCGCAAUAUUUCGUCACGCUACCAGAUUUUCUUUUUGAUAUUUGGUACAAUGCUUUACCAUGACAAGUUACAGAUCAAGCUAAAAUUUUGUUCCAGCCCAUUGAUAUUUCGCUGAGGUAUGGCCCUUGCACUUAGAAAAUUAAUACAGAUACUCAUUUCCCCCACACUUUUCUCGUAAUGCUUGCAGAUAUUCAUUUGAUAUUUGGUACAUAGCUUUAUCAUGACAAGUUACAGAUUAAGUUCGAAUUUUUUCCGGACCAUUGAUUUUUGCUGAGUUAUGGCCAUUGGACAGAAAUGAUAUGGAAUUUGAAAUUGUCAGUAUGGUUUUUAUUUUAUGAGACCUGGUUAUUCUUGUGUGUAAACUGUUGACGUAUGAUUAUUCACGAAAAAUAAUACGCAGACGACUUGAUUCGGGGUCGGUAGGGGACGUGUAUUGCUAUGCAAUACCUACAAAAUGUUUGUUUUUAUUCUUUCAGCAUUAAAAACAUUACUAGUAUAACAACUCUUAGAGUAGAAUGAAAUAGGAAAAUAAAAUAAUAUAUAAAUAAAUUAGUUAAAUGAAUGAGUAGAGUGACUAUGAAAUGAAUAUAAAUUGACAAUAGAAUAAAUAUAUUGUCAAUGAAGUGAAUUUAUAAGUAUUACAAAAACAGAUUAAUCAUCAAAAACUUACCAAAGCGCAAACAACAAAAGUGUUGGACACGACGAGUUACUCUCCAACAACGCUUCACAAUUUCAAAUUUCGCGCACAUGCAAUUAUAUUUAUCGCCCUUUGGUUGUAAACAGAGUCGGACCAGAAAUGUAAUAACUAGUGAUUUUAGAUAUUAUUGCUUAUUCCGUUUAAAAAUAAGUGAAUAGAUUAAUACAUGUUGUAAUUACUGAUAUUUUUGAGGUCGAUACGAUGAUUUAGCUACAUAAACAGUAAAAUAGCGAGCCUGGAGGUGAAGAAUUAGGUAAAAUGAGAGUGAUUAUAAUCUGAUUUAGAAGUCAACUGUUGUGUAGACAGCACUGCUGGUGCGCUUAAUAUCUGCAGCAAAAGAUUAAGACAUAUCUGUCUCUACCUGAAUGUUCAUUAAGACUCAAUGUUACAAGUUUCUUUCUUUUUUUAAAAAUCAUUUUCAUAUUUUGUGCAAGUUUUUUGUUGUUGUUGUAUUUUUUGUACUGUACUAUGUACAAACAUUUAUACGUAUUCUUGUACUAUAUAUAUACAUGUAUACUGAUUGCUUUAUUGUCAUUUUGUAUAUUUUUUCAGAUACUGUGAUAACAGCAAACAUUUAAAUUAAGGCGGGUAUUUCUCUACUUGAAUGGGUGUUAAAGAGUUACAAGUUUCUUUGUUGUUUUUGAAUAAUUUUUCAUAUUUCAUGCAAGUUUUUUUUAAAAUUUUCUCUCUAUUAUUAUUAUUUAUUUUUUUGUAAUUCUUUUCCAUCACACAUGUACUGAUUGAUUGAUUGAUUGAUUGAUCACUCAUAUGGAGACGUCACCAUUGCCGGUGAAGGUCUGCAGAAUUUAGGCCUAUGCUCGGCGCUUACGAUCUUUGAGCAGGGAGGGACUUUUAUCGUGCCACACCUGCUAUGACACGGAAACUCGGUUUUUGCGGUCUCAUCCGAAGGACCGCCCCAUUUAGUUGCCUUUUACGACAAACAAGGGGUACUGAGAACUAUUUUAACCCGAAUCUCCACGGGUGACAUAUAUUGUACACUGUACAAACAGUUAUACGUACUAUAAAUACUUAGUACUAUAUUUGCUGUCAUUUAGCAUCUUUUCAAUAUCACAACAUAUACAUGUAACGACUGGUCUCGGUAGCUCAGUUUUAGAGCGUUCUCUUUGUAACUGGGGGAGGGGGGUCUCGGUAACUCAGUCUAAGAGCGCUCUCUUUGUAACCGGGGGGCGCUCGUGUCAUGGCGGCGUCAAAUAUAAGACGGAGACAUAGGUAGUGACUGCUCCAUAGCCAACUACUCUGCAUUAGGAUAUGACCUUGAAAUGCUCGGCUUUAGGAUAUGACCUUGAAAACGGGGGUCCCAUGUCGCGACAGGCGUUGACACGUUAAAAAACCUUCACUGCUGUACGGCUCUGAACGAUAAGCAUAGGCUUAAAGUGUUAUCACUUACAGCUGGUGACAUCUCAAUGUACUUGAACAAUCCUCGACAGAACGUAAAAUAUUUAUGAUAAACUUCAGUGGCGGAUCUUAAAGGGGAGCGUUUAGGGGGGUUGCAAUACCCCCUUACGUAUGCAUUUUUAUAUAAAAAUCAUUGUCUUCGACUCUUCGGCCCUUCCUUUAGGGAUGGAAAAGAUACAAACCGGAAUGCAACUCCACUCUCAUUCCCUUUGAAAGUUUUCUUAAUCCGCCCGUGAUAAGAAUUUUUAAUUGUUUGAAAGAAAAUGGAGACAACGUAUAAGUACAUAUAGCUAAUAUUAGGCCAGAUAGGCGUAGGCGUUAACUCCCUUUGGAUGUUUUGAAUUCAUUGUGAAUGUUAAAUUUUAAAACUAGUACUGGAUUGCUGGUUAACCUUUACACUCUUACCAAUUAGUGGUUUGAAGUAAUAUUAGUAGACAUUUUUUCAAUUGAAAGUUCAGAAUUUUGGCACCCUAAUUAUGUUGUAUGGGUUUCUAAUCAAAAACAGCCCCGCUCUGCAACGCUACACAAAUAAAAAAUGAAAAUAUUAAAAUAUAUGCAGUUUUUGAAAUAUUUGUCCAUGUAGAUGACGAUAAAAGUUAUAAGAGCAAGAAUAUUUAUAGCAACUGGUGAUGUACAUCGAAGUGACCAUAUCCAAAAGAAUUUGUUUGAAUUGGGUCAUUAAAUCAAAUGUGUUAUUAGCAGCGAUUGUUGUUUCGAGGUCUAAUAAACUUUAAAAAAAACAACAACAA
Messenger RNA from Ostrea edulis (European flat oyster), 7025 nucleotides. RefSeq lists its product as uncharacterized. The coding region runs from base 1956 to 3359 and encodes 467 amino acids. The record is from RefSeq and is a predicted model, not a curated record. NCBI's taxonomy places the organism in Eukaryota, Metazoa, Mollusca, Bivalvia, Ostreida, Ostreidae. The transcript is spliced from 11 exons.